AUGGAGUCUAGAGUACAACACAUCCAUAAAAAGCUUCUAAGCGAGGGAGUGAAUGCUACACGCAUACUAGGGAUCUUUGGAACUGGUGGAGUCGGUAAGACAAGUCUGGCUAAAGCAAUCUACAACUCAUUAAUUGAUCAGUUUGAAGAUAGUUGCUUUCUUGCAGACGUGAGAGAAACUUCAAAGCGAGAGCAUGGUUUAAUUCGAUUGCAAGAGACAUUUCUUCAUAAAAUACUCAAAGAAAGAAGUUUGAAAGUUGAAAAUAUUGAUGAUGGAAUCAAUCUCGUAAAGGAGAAUGUUUUUGGCAAACGGGUUCUUUUACUUCUUGAUGAUGUGGAUCAAUUGUUCCAAAUUGAAAACUUACUUGGAGAAUGUGAUUGGUUUGGUUUAGGAAGUAUUAUCAUUAUAACAACAAGAGAUGAACAUUUAUUAACUAGUUAUAAUGUUCAUUUACGAUAUAAGGUUAAGGAAUUGGGUCACGACGAAGCUCUUCGACUGUUUUGUUGGAAUGCCUUCAAAAAUGAAAAACCUUACCAUGAUUUUGUAGAACUUGUAGAAGAUGUACUGCAUUAUGCUGGGGGCCUUCCAUUGGCUUUAAUGGUGCUAGGCUCCUAUCUAUGUGGUAGAGACAUUCGUUAUUGGAGAAGUGCUAUAGAAAAGUACAAAAAAAUUCCUCAUAAUGAUAUUCAAGAAAGGCUUAGAAUAAGUUAUGAUGGCUUGGAUGAAAGUGAGAAGAAUAUUUUCUUGGACAUUGCAUGUUUCUUUACAGGAGAGCAAGAAGAAUAUGUUACUAAAAUACUUGAUGCUUCUGGUUUCUUUCCUGGUAUUGGUUUCCAAGUACUAAUGGAUAAGUCUCUCAUAACCAUGGAGUCUGGCAGAUUAGUCAUGCAUGAUCUGCUCAAAGAUAUGGGUAGAGAAAUUGUUCGUCAAGAAUCCAAAGAACCCGGUAAACGCACUAGGUUAUGGUUUCAUGAAGAUGUUCGUUAUGUAUUAGAAGAGGCUAAGGGAACAAACGAAAUUCAAGGCAUAUUGGUAGAGUUGCCGGAACAAGACUUGAUAAAUUUGAAUCCUAAAGCCUUUUUGAAGAUGACAAGACUCAGGAUAUUUAUAAAUCGUAACGCACGUUUUUCAAGAAGGCUUAAUUAUCUCUCAAAUGAGUUACGAGUAUUAGACUGGCACGCCUAUCCUAGUCCAUCUUUCCCGCAAAACUUUCAUGGAAAGAAACUCAUUGUUUUAAAAAUGAGUGAAAGCUUGCUCAAAGAAUUGGGAGAUGGAGUGAAGAGCUUUCAGAAUUUGAAAGCUAUGAGAUUCUCUGAAUAUAUAUCGGUAAUCAAUGUCGUUAUACUUGCUGAGUGGAUCAGAGGAUUUGUUCGAUUACGGGAUCUUACUUUGAAUUAUUGCAAGCAACUUAAAGAAAUCUCAGAAGUUCCUCCAAAUAUAGAAGAGGUAGACGCUAGAAAAUCCAGAGGCCCAUCCAUGUUGUACCCUUAUAUUUUUGGGAAGCUGAAGACUCCAAAAGGCUAUGUAAGUGAGGUAAAUGUUGAUUUGCUCUAUUCGGAUGAGAUUAAAGAAUGA
Molecule: messenger RNA, 1575 nt
Organism: Juglans regia (Persian walnut)
Lineage: Eukaryota; Viridiplantae; Streptophyta; Magnoliopsida; Fagales; Juglandaceae
Product: disease resistance protein RRS1-like
Exons: 5
Coding region: 1-1575 (524 amino acids)
Biological process (GO): defense response
Molecular function (GO): ADP binding; ATP hydrolysis activity
Source: RefSeq, a predicted model, not a curated record